UCAGUUCAGUAAUUCAGUUGUCAUAAAUGUCAACUUCAAAAAAUGCCGCUUGAUUGAAGCUUCAAACUUUGUAAACAAAUUGCAAACUGAACUAAACCUGAAACUUAAUUAAUAAGAUAACAGAGGGCUGUGUGAUUUAAUAAUUAAAGAUACCAAAUAAGGAAAUUGAUCCAUAAGUUUCAAAACUGUAUUAGGUAACAAACAAGUUAACAAUCAAUCAGAAUGCCUACUUGGAACCAAAUUCAAUCACAACUUAGAAAUCCAAAUAAUCCAGUAGUAUUUUUUGAUGUCACAGUCGGGACAACUGAAAUUGGUAGAAUGAUUUUUGAGUUGUUUGCCGACGUUGUCCCAAAAACUAGCGAAAACUUUAGAGAAUUCUGUACAGGCGAAUACAGAAGGGAUGGAGUUCCAUUAGGAUACAAAGGAGCUACAUUUCAUAGAGUAAUCAAAGAUUUUAUGAUACAGGGCGGUGACUUUGUUAAUGGUGAUGGCACAGGUGUUAUGAGCAUUUAUGGAGGGAGUACAUUUGCAGAUGAAAAUUUUGCAUUAAAACAUGAUUCACCAGGCCUUCUUUCAAUGGCAAACAGCGGUAAAGACACAAAUGGCUGUCAAUUUUUUAUCACUUGUGCAAAGUGCAACUUUUUAGACAAUAAACAUGUUGUAUUCGGUAGAGUAAUUGAUGGAUUAUUAGUUAUGAGAAAAAUAGAAAACGUACCAACAGGGCCUAACAAUAAACCCAAAAUCCCAGUAACAAUAUCACAAUGUGGUCAAAUGUAAAUAAAUAAUUAAUACUUUUA
Molecule: messenger RNA, 797 nt
Organism: Papilio polytes (common Mormon)
Lineage: Eukaryota; Metazoa; Arthropoda; Insecta; Lepidoptera; Papilionidae
Product: peptidyl-prolyl cis-trans isomerase H
Exons: 3
Coding region: 223-777 (184 amino acids)
Biological process (GO): protein peptidyl-prolyl isomerization; protein folding
Cellular component (GO): intracellular membrane-bounded organelle
Molecular function (GO): peptidyl-prolyl cis-trans isomerase activity
Source: RefSeq, a predicted model, not a curated record